AUGUUGAAGCGUUGGCACAAUUCUCCAAAUUGGGCAUCAACAUCCGUUUUCUUGCUUAUUGGAUACUUGGACUCUGGAUUGUGUUUUCCUGGCUUCGCAAAGGCCCCUCAUCUAUCCAACACAUCGUGCGUCGCAAACCCCAUCGCAAAAACUGCUCAAAAUCUCAAGGCGCUAUACAAAAGGACGCCGCCCGCACGGCUGUUUUUCGAGCACACCAUCGAUCUAAGUGUCAUGGCAGUAGAGAGCGGGAUUACCUCAGUUAUUGAUAUCGCGCACGAUAAUCAAGAACUUCAGAAGAAGGCUACAGAGCUAGUAUGGUUUCAGGAUGAUCUGAAGUAG
Messenger RNA from Parastagonospora nodorum SN15, 339 nucleotides. RefSeq lists its product as hypothetical. Lineage: Eukaryota; Fungi; Ascomycota; Dothideomycetes; Pleosporales; Phaeosphaeriaceae. The coding region runs from base 1 to 339 and encodes 112 amino acids. The record is from RefSeq and is a predicted model, not a curated record. The transcript is spliced from 3 exons.